UUGUAACGGUCGAUGGCAAAAAUGAGAAUGAUACCCGUCGCCCAUCUACAUUCCGAGUUAUGCCCCAUCUGGAUUCGUACUUGUACACCCAAUGGUCGGGGUGGACAUCGUGCUCGCAGUCUUGCCUCACUAAAAGAAUCAAAAGAUGCCAUUUUCCUGAAAUUUGUGGAGAAAAGCCCAUCUUGGAAGAAUAUAAGCUGUGUUAUAAGGAAGGUGACGACUGUGAAAGAAAAUAUUUGGAACGACUUCAGAAACUUCAGAAAAAGGAACAACAUCCCGUAACUGUUGCAGAUACGUUUGAUCUGGAAGAAGAGGACGACCAUCCUUUAAGCAAUAUGACCUGUGGUUUAUCGGCAGUUUCACCUGGUACUCGAAUUAUUGGCGGAAGGACAGCUAUUAAAGGCAGUUGGCCUUGGCAGGUAAUCUUUCAAAAUAUUUUUUCCUUUUGUGGAGGCGUAUUGCUAUCCACAGAUUGGGUCCUCACCGCAGCUCACUGCGUACGGCGGGACAUGUCCGUUCGAGCCGGGGAGCACGACGUUAGGGACAACGAAGACACAGAGCAACAGGAAAAAGUGUCCAAAACCUUCGUGCAUCCCAAUUAUGAUCUGGUGACGGUUGAAAGCGAUCUGGCACUUCUUAAGAUGAGAACUCCUUUUGAAUUGAAUCAGUUCGUGCAGCCUAUUUGCCUUCCUCAACCGGAUUACGAGCUUCCGUACUAUUCCAGAGGAACCAUUUUGGAAGACAUGCUGACAGGCAAAUUUGGCUCGAGUCAUCCCUGGUAUCAAGCUGAUUGUCCUGGAAGAUCCCUUGCUAUGGAUUGCGAAAGAUGUGUUCAGACAACACUUUCCGGAUUCUUCAGUGGGCACCUGAGGGGACUUACUUUUGAGAGUGGUAUCAAGAUGCACCCAAAUACUGUUACAGGAUGGGGCUCGCGAAGAGCUGACACUGUUUACACAAGUGACGUUCUUCAUCAAGCGGAUGUGCCAAUUGUUCCACCUAAAGAAUGCCAAAAGGCUUAUAAAGGCCACUACAUCAGGGGCAACAUGCUCUGCGCUGGAUAUGAAACUGGAAAUGUGGAUUCAUGCCGAGGAGACAGUGGAGGUCCCCUCAUACACAAACAGAAAGACGGCACUUGGGCAGUCUACGGUGUGACCAGCUUUGGAGACGGAUGUGGCCAAAAAAAGAAAUUUGGUAUUUAUGCCAAUGUCGUCACCCAUUUAUCCUGGAUCAUAGACAUCAUCAAAAGUCAGGACGAAGAGUUGCCGGACAGUACAGGACCUCUUGGAAAAUAA
Molecule: messenger RNA, 1292 nt
Organism: Stegodyphus dumicola
Lineage: Eukaryota; Metazoa; Arthropoda; Arachnida; Araneae; Eresidae
Product: chymotrypsinogen B-like
Biological process (GO): proteolysis
Molecular function (GO): serine-type endopeptidase activity
Source: RefSeq, a predicted model, not a curated record